Schistosoma turkestanicum is the source of this 546-nucleotide messenger RNA. Lineage: Eukaryota; Metazoa; Platyhelminthes; Trematoda; Strigeidida; Schistosomatidae. The record is from the annotation of a GenBank genome assembly.
GUUGGAUUAUUGUCUUUAUGUGGCAGGUGGUAUGAAGAGGUCAUUGCGGCAAUUGUGCCAUUGGCGGUAUUGAUCUCGGCUUUUAUAUUGGGUGACAAGAUGAAACCUUCGGCACGAAAAUGGAUUAUUCUGUUAUUUUGGGUCUGUUGCGGAUUAGUCACAGUUGGAUUCAUCUGCAGCGCUUUAGCUAUAAUCUGCAAGAACAAGGGAGAGCUUGACAUUGUUAUCAAGCCUCUGUCGGACAAUCAUUUGUGCGAUGAAAUAUUGAUAAUUGUAUAUUCGGUUUUCUCGGCCAUUUGCUGGUUCAUGGCAAUGUUUAUCGUGAUUGCACUGACAACAUACUAUUUGAUGAAAAUAAUGAAACCCGAAGAUCUUUCAGCUCUUUAUCUGACUUUGAUUUAUUCUUUUGAAUAUCUGUUAUUUGUGAUUAUUUUAAAAUUACAUCUCAAUUAUUUCUUUCAUUGUAUUCCUUAAAUUGUGCUUCUUAGUUGAAGCAAUUAUGAACAAUCAAUAAUGAUUGAUUAUUAUUCAUAAAAUACCUUGAUA